Messenger RNA from Adineta ricciae, 2217 nucleotides. Lineage: Eukaryota; Metazoa; Rotifera; Eurotatoria; Adinetida; Adinetidae. The record is from the annotation of a GenBank genome assembly.
AUGGAUUUCGAUGAAUUUUUAGCGGCUCCUGAAAUUGUUCGUCGUCUUCUCUCUCAAGAUGCAUUCGAGAACGAGACUGUAACGUUCUCAUGUACUGUACAAAAUGUUGGUAAUGCAAAUGAAGAGGAACCAUUUACCAUCACUUGGUUUUUUAAUGAUAAACAAAUUCAAUCGAACACCGACAGAUAUAUCAUCGAUGAAAACUCCAAAACUGGCAUUUGUUUAUUAACAAUUAAAAACAUCGGAGCAGAUGACGAAGGAUCAUAUCGAUGUGUAGCCACAAACAAAUUUGGAUCAUCAGUUACGACUGGAUUUCUUGCUGUUCUAAGAAGAAAACGAUCUCAAUCACCAUCGCCUAGUCGUAAUGCCAGUCCAAAUCGUUCAUUAAGUCCGUCAAGCAAUCGUCUACGUGAUCGAAGUGUUUCCCCAUUACGAUAUAUUAAUUUACCAUAUUCGAAAUUAGCUCGAGUUACCGAAGAACUUGAAAAUCUUAUCAAUCCAUUAGCAUCGACUGUUCAUGAAGAAGAAACAGAAAAUGUCGUUCCCGAAGAUAAAGAAGCAACACCAAUUAGCUCAAUAAUCGAAACUGAACAAAUUGCAAAUAUUCCGUUAAAAGAACCAUCUCCGACAAAAAUCAUCGAACCUGAACAAUCAAUUGUUCUUCCCAUUGUUGAAGAGACUCAAAUCGAUUCAAGCAAAAAAGAAGAACAAUCAAAACCAGUGAUUAUCAGAAAAUUACCGUUGGUGGUACGAAUAACUGAAGGCGAAGAUCUCGACGUUAGUUGUUCAAUAGCCGGUGUACCGGAACCGACAAUUCGCUGGACAAAAGAUAAUGCUGAUAUUCGUGAAGAUCACCGCGUUGAUAUUUAUUCCGAUCGCGGUGCUCAUCAUUUAGAAAUAAGUGAAGUCUUAACGUCCGAUGCGGGUCAAUACACAAUUUAUGCAGAAAAUUCUUUGGGAAAGAUCAGUGCUGAAUGUCAAAUUGAAGUUCUGGAAAAUACGGAUAAAGUAAAACGAUUGAAAGUAGAAGGUUUAUAUGCAUACGGAGCACGACAACAAACAUAUAAAGCACCGGAAUUUUUGAUAAAACCAGCCAAUCGAACGAUACAUGAAGGUGAACAAUUUCAAAUCUUUGCAAAAGUGAUUGGUAAUCCAGCACCGCAAGUUCUUUGGGUUCGAUUAGGUAAAGCCUUAGAAGAUGAUGAUGGUUAUCAUCGAAUUUAUGAUCGUAAUGGUGAAAAUUACUUUGAAAUUCCAAAAAUUUCCAUUCUGGAUGCCGGAGAAUAUUCUUGUAUUGCUACAAAUAUGAUGGGAGCUGCUUAUAGUACAUUUAUUAUUUGUGUGGAAGCUAUGACUGAACCAGAAUCCACUGGUUCGGAAAUCGAAGAACGUUCUGCUAAUGUUUCCGAUGUUGAUACAAAUGUUAUGGAAGAUUUUCCUGAAUCAAUUGCUUCUCAAUUGAUUGACAAACAUGUUCGACAACAUCGACAAUUGAAAUUAUCUGAUCAAUCCGAUGUGGAUUAUUUCUUCUCAGAUUUCGUGUUGAAAGAUGAUUUUCGUGAUGAAGCUCGAGAUGUUUAUAUGAACAAAGGUGAUAUGGUUGAAAUCGUUGAUAUUGAUAAACAGGAUAAAUGGCUUGUUCGAAACAAGAAAAAUUUGAAUCAAAUCUGUUAUGUACCACGAGAAUAUCUUGAAAUGGUACCUGAUACUGACAUCUCUCCAGCUGGAUUAAAUCUGACAUAUGUUGAGCCAAUUCAACCGCUUGUUCCUAGCAAACGAACAUAUACGAAAAAGUCCGGUGUAGUGGCCAACAGUAUCGACAAACGUUACAAUCCGACAAAUCAAGAAGAUCAAGAUUCAUCCUCAAGUAGUGAUGAUUUAAAAACAAUGACAGAGGAAGCUGAAGUUUAUUUUGCAAAUUCGGAUUAUGUUCCUACACGUCCAGAUGGGAUUUCACUUGCCGAAAAUCAACUUGUCGAUGUGCUUGAUUCACAUGAUCCCGAACAAUAUCUUGUUCGUACUCGAGCACGUAAAGAUGAACGGCCAAAAAUCGGUUGGGUGGAUGCAUGUUUUCUCGAGAAGAAGUCAACUAACAUAGGACAAAUCAUUAUGGACAUUGUCGUUGUCGUUGCUGCUGCUGCUACUGAUUUCUUCAUGUUCUCGCGAAAAUCGGUUAUUCAUCGUAUGAGAAGAGUUCUUUCAUUCGUCGAUAUUUAG